ACGUGACGUGCCGCUGGGGAAUGGGGGCACUUCCUGUUUUACUCCACUGAGACUUGAGACCAUAGACUUGAGACGGCUGUUGUCAGUUUCAACAAAAUGGCUGCUGGAGCGCCACAAACGAAAACCCAGUGAACGCUUCACGUCAGUGCAGUAUCACUUUAAAUGGAUGCAUUGGAAUUUCCCUACCUUCUGAGCGUCGGGACAUUUACUCGUGUGGACUCGUUAACAUACGAAUUAGCGAACUAAAGGCAUGCUGAGAUAUUCCCUUUACGCACUUUAUAUACAUCCAAAAGCUCAAACUGCCAGUGCGCGCGCGUCUGUGUGGGUGUGCGCGCGUGUAGCUGCUCCUAAGGAUCGCCGAAAUGUUGCAGCUGAUCAACCUUAAGCUUUCUUGCUGACGUGCAGAACUGUCGUUUAAUGUCCUUUUCACUGUUUGCACUGGAGUUUUAGAGUUUUCCCCCCUCUGGAUAAAUUCCGCUGCAGAUUGAGAGGUGAAUUCCUCAACUGGAAAGUCGGGCUCGCCAUUGCAGCUCAGUGUCUGACUGCGGCUGAAUAAUACCUGAUCUGUGUCAGUAUCGACGACAACAUCGACUUCACCAUGCUGCUCAUUUGAACAGCAGACCGCAGUUGCUCCGUGUGCGAAAUAAAGCCCUGGCACAAAACACGUCACACAAGAGGAGAACCAUUUGAUGGAAGAAAAGAAAAAGAAAACGCAAGAGGAAAAGAAAAAGAAGGAAGCUGCUCAGAAAAAGGCUGCUGAACAGAAAACCAAAGUGCCAGACUCUGCCAAGCCCAGCCCCACCCCUCCUCCCCCCACCAACCCGUCUGUGUCCUCAGCCAGCAGCAGCACUGGUGGCAAUGGCAAGCGCGCACCCUCCAGCAACCAACAGCAGCAGCCGGCAGCCCCUCGCUACCCGCCCCGAGAGGUGCCCCCUCGUUUCCGUCAACACGAACACAAGCAGCUACUGAAGCGGGGCCAACCUCUGCCCGCCGGAAGUACAGCUCUUGUGCAGCCAGUGUCCGCCAACCCUGUGUCUCAGCCCUUCUCCUGCCAGACCCACCCAGAGCUGCCCCCACAGAGUGGCCUGGCAGCCCAGUAUGAGAAUAUAUCCCCCAAUCGCAGUGCCACUACAGCCUCUACCAACAGCUGCAGCGGCUGGGAUCCACUGAUUAUUGACAAGCGCGAUACGGAGGCGUGGCCUUCCAUUUCAUGCAAAGAAAGCCACGCCCCUGCAGGAUGCCCCUUGGACACUGAAAGUAUCAGUGACAUCAGCAGCAUGAGCAUGGCCACAGGAGCUGGCCAGCAAGGCCAUUUCUCCGCCAAUCACCCCAGCAAAGCCAAUGCCAGCCACUCAGGAGGUCUACUCUCUAGUCAGGGUGGGGCCAGCAGAGGCUGGGGCUCUGGCCCGUCUCCUGCCAGUGGAGGAGAAGGGAAAAAUGAAGUCUCCAGCACAUCAGUGGGAGCCAGGUGUUGGGGCUCCUCUAACUUUAACUUGAACUUAAACCCCAACGCUAACCCCUCUGCCUGGCCAGUUCUGGGACAUGAAGGGACCGGCAUGGGUGGCGGCAGCUCUGGAGGAAGCAACCCUCCUCCUCCUAAUCUCUGUAGCCCACCGGGCACUCUGCCCAGUCAGAGUCCUAGCAGCAGUGGCAGUAUAGGUGGUGCCAAUGGAAAUUCUGCAGGUAAUGGUGGCAGUGGCAAUGGCAGCACCUCAUGGGGUAGCAUUGUGCCCAGUGACUCCUCAGAGCCACAUUCCACCCCAUCCACGAAUGUGUCUUUCAGCUCCGAACCUCAAAACCUUAACACUGAUGGACCAAAUCACACUAAGCAAGAGCCCAGAAGCCCUGGCCACAGCCUGCCUAACUGGGGGGUUGGACCUGCAGGCAUGGGCUCGUUUGUUCAAAAUCCAGGAGGAGCCUCACAGGUCAACGGGGAUGAAGAACCUGUUUGGGGUAAUGGAGAUGCCAAGUCUGGUGGUGGCUCAAAAGACUCUGGUUGGGACUCAGGGAGCAGCAGGGGACAAGGAGGGGCCUCAGGCACUUCUGGAUGGGGACAAGCUGCCUCAACUGGAGACUGGGGUAAGCAUUCCAACAGUGAGGCCAAAGGAUGGGAUUCCUCAGGCUCUCCCACCCAAGAGCAGCAGCUCAACUCUUGGGUUCGUGGGGCCAAUGCCCCAGCCAGUGAGGGAAGCAGUGACAGCAUGGAAUGUCAUCCUCGCAGGAGGGUCUGCUCAUCAAGAGAUGAGGCUUCCCCUAUUCUGCCUACCCAGGAUAUGGACCCUCGGGUUCUAUGUAACACAGGCUGGGGACAAACACCAGUGCGUCAACACACCGCUUGGGAGACCGAAGAAGGUGCACGCGCCAACUGUAAGAAUGACGUUGGAACUGAAUCCUGGGGCUCGUCCUCAAAUGCAGCCAAUGUAGGACCAACACCAACUUCUAGCAGUGCCAACCCAAACUCUGGCACUACAUCCAGACCUGACUCUGGGGGCAAGAAUGAGGGCCCCUGCCCCAGUACUGGAGCUGCACCUGGAUGGGGCACAACCAUGCCAUCACCCCAAGCUAGCUCUGGUUGGGCAGAUCCUACCAGCAACAAGAAACCUUCCAGUGGUCCAGGAAGUUGGGGCAGUACCCCAGCUGGAGGUCCAGGUGGCAACCUGCAGAAAAGUGGUCAGACUUGGGGAUCAGAGGAGAAGUCUCCUACAUGGGAAGACAGUCACGCUAAAGCCAAACCACAGGGCUGGACUGAGGUGCCCAAAACUUCUCACGGAUGGGGCAAUGGACCUGGUGGAGAAAGCGGGUCUGGAGGAGAAUGGGGUGAACCAGGAGAUGGAAAGAAAAAUGGUCCCUCCAGCUCUACCUGGGAGGGAGAGGGUACCGGCUGGAACGAGAGCUCCAGAAGAUGGGGAAAGCCUGCUCCGGGAGUAGGAGGAAACUGGGGAGAUGCACAAAACUCCAGUGUGCCAUCACAAGGAUGGAAUAACAAGCCCCAGGAGGGCAACAAUGGCAAUAGUGGCAGUGGAAGCAUGGGUUCUUGGGGAGGUCCUAACUCUGUAAAGCAGAGUGGCUCUGGAUGGGGAGGAGGAAAUGGUGGAGGUGUUAAACCUGACCACACUGGAGAGCCCACUGGAUGGGAGGAGCCCUCGCCACACUCCGUCCGACGUAAGAUGGAGAUCGAUGAUGGUACCUCAGCUUGGGGUGACCCAAGCAGUUGCAACAAGACAGUCAAUCUCUGGGACAGGAAUAACCCUGGGAUGCAAGGCAAACCAGGACCUGGCAAUGCCAACAAUGUACCCAACAACCAUCACCAUCAUCCCCACCAUAACCAGCCUCCCAUGCAGACCCACAGCCAUGGAGGGCCAAAUUCAAACAAUAAUCACAUUUCCCCUGAUAACGCUGGCCCACAUCAAACAGGGCCACCUCACAAUAGAACAACCCCUAUGAAUCCAGGAUGGGGCGAGAUGACAAAUGUCCAUUCAAAACCUGAGCCCUCAUGGGUAGAGGCAGCCGCCCCUGCAGCAAGUGUGGACAAUGGCACUUCAGCAUGGGGUAAACCCCCAGGUGGCUGGGGUGAUAAUGGCCCUGAGGUCUAUGGUCGAGGCAACGGACCUCCUGGAUCUGCCCCCUGCAAACCUGCCCCCAAAUCUAUGCAAGAUGGCUGGGGUGGUGGAGAGGACAUGGACCUGUCUGCAGGGCAGUGGGAGCAGGAUGAGGGUGACAUGUGGAACAGCACUGCAUCUCAAGAGAGCAACUCCUCCUGCAACUCCUGGGGCAACCCACCCAAAAAGGGCCCACCAAAGGGAAAAGUCCCAAACAAACAGGAUGAUACUUGGAUAAUGAAUCGUCUCAUCAAGCAGCUGACUGACAUGGGCUUCCCUAGAGACCCUGCAGAAGAGGCUCUCAAGAGCAACAACAUGAACUUGGAUCAGGCCAUGAGCGCCCUGUUGGAGAAGAAGACCGAACUAGAUAAACGGGGGAUGGGAAUCUCUGACUACAACAACGGCCUAGUCAAUAAACCAAUGGGCUGCAGGCCUUCAGUCAUCUCCAAAGAAUCCUCCUCAGAUCGUCCCCCCUUCUUGGACAAGGAUGCUGGGCUAGCAGAUGAUGCCCAAACCUCACCGUUUAUGCCUUCUCCGAGCCUGAAGCUCCCAUUGGGUAGUGCUGCACUCCCUGGCCAGAGCCUUGGAGUUGCGAUGCAAAACUUGAACAACAGACAGAUGCAGAGUGGAGUGUUUGGUAGUAGCGGAGCAGCACAAGCCCGGGCCCUGCAGCAGCAGCCUCCUCCCCAGCCGUCAGUGCCACCUCUCAACUCGUCCCAGCCUAGUCUACGCGCUCAAGUGCCUCAGUUUUUCAGCCCUCAGGUUCAAGCACAGCUUUUACAGUUUGCAGCAAAAAACAUUGGUCUCAACCCUGCACUUUUAACCUCACCAAUAAACCCUCAGCAUAUGACCCUGUUGAACCAACUUUAUCAGCUGCAACUGGCGUACCAGCGUUUACAGAUUCAGCAGCAGAUGUUGCAGGCACAGCGCAGUGUUUCUGGCCCCAUCCGACAGCAAGAGCAGCAAGUUGCACGUACAAUCAAUAACAUGCAGCAACAGAUCCAGCAGCACCAGCGGCAGCUGGCUCAGGCUCUGCUGAUGAAACAACAGCAGCAGCAGCCACCCACCUCACACCCGGGCCUGCAUCCCAGCGCAGGCAAAUCAGCUCUGGACACAUUUCCAGCCCAUCCCCAGGCCUCCAGCCUCUCUGUUUCUGACCUUCAGACCAAAGAGCCGCAGUCUUCUCCAAACUCCUUCUCACCAUACCCUAUUUCUGGAUUGAACCCUAACAUGAAUGUAAACUGCAUGGAGGUGGGUGGCCUGUCCAUUAAGGACUCUCCUCAGCCUCAGUCACGCCUGUCACAGUGGACACACCCAAACUCCAUGGAGAACCUCUCUGGCAACUCCUCUCCAAUGGAGGCCAACUUCAGCAAGCAUGGUGCCAUCUCUACAGGCCCUAGUCUGGGUCCCCCAAGUAAGCCCCCGCUGGAUGACUCGUACAGUCCCUACAAUCUGAUUCCCAGCUCCGAGUCUCCUGCCAGCCCCCUGGCACCUCAUGAUAGCUGGGGUCAGGGGAAGAACACCAAUGACAAGAUCUCCAAUGGGACCAAUGUCAACUGGCCUCCAGAGUUUUGUCCAGGAGUGCCCUGGAAAGGACUGCAGAAUAUUGACCCUGAGACUGACCCCAAUAUGACCCCAGGGAGCGUUCCCAGUGGGCCCACCAUCAAUACCAACAUUCAGGAUGUGAACCGCUACCUGCUGAGAGACAGGAGUGGAGGUUCCACCCCAACUUCCUCACAGGGUGAGGCUCUGCCUCCCUCCAGCGAUUGGCCAGUCACUAGCUCUUUCAGUCUGUCCUCCCAAGAGGCAGCCAGCACAGGGAAGCUGUCUGACAUGAAGUCCACUUGGUCUCCGGGGCCCAUCUCGCACACCCAGGCUUCUCUCUCUCAUGAGCUUUGGAAAGUCCCACAAGGACCCCGGAACACAACAGCUCCCACACGGCCGCCCCCAGGCCUGACCAACACCAAGCCCUCGUCCACGUGGGGUGGAAACACCCUGGGCCUGGUGGCUGGCUGGAGCAGCUCCUACUCUUCAGUAGGUACCACAUGGAGUACAGACAGCUCCAGCAGGAGCACUAGCUGGUUGGUUCUGAGAAACCUCACACCACAGAUUGAUGGUUCUACACUGCGGACACUGUGCAUGCAACACGGCCCGCUCAUCACAUUCCAUCUCAACCUGACGCAGGGCAACGCCGUGGUGCGCUACAGUUCUAAAGAGGAGGCUGCCAAAGCCCAAAAGUCCCUACACAUGUGUGUUCUGGGAAACACCACUAUACUGGCAGAGUUUGCUGGAGAAGAGGAGGUGAACCGCUUCUUUGCACAGGGUCAGUCCCUCACGCCCACUACCAGCUGGCAGGCCAACCCCGGCACCAAUCACACACGGCUGGGGGGCGGAGGGACGGCGGCCACACACCCCAUCGGCCACUGGAACAGCAGCAGUCUGGGAGGAGGAGCGGGCGGGAUGGGGUCCGGCGGGAAGGCGAGCAACGAGCUGCUGUGGGGGGGUGUACCGCAGUACUCCAGCCUGUGGGGGCCGCCCAGUGCCGAAGACGGCCGAGUGGUGGGCAGCCCCACCCCAAUCAAUACGCUGCUUCCUGGAGACCUGCUGAGCGGAGAGUCCAUGUGAGAGCGCCAAGCGCUCGAACCCCCGAACCACAGCGAAAUAUGAAACUUAACGAGCAAAAACCAAGCAAAUCAGUUGGCGAUAAUCAACGUCAGUGGAACUGUGAAAAGCCAAGAGACAGGAGGUUGAGGCCACACUUGCAUAGAGGCUGCUGACCUUCUUCCUCUACUUUUUUGUUUUGUUUUGCGUCUCUUCGUCUGUUAUUUUGAUCAUUAGGCUUGGGUUACAGUAUUCUAUAGACUUCUUACAAAGAACCGUGACUAAAAGAGAAGUGAACCUUUACAGAGACUUUUCUCUAAUAACUGAAACCAGUGUGAAAGUGUAUUUUACUACAAACCGACAAGACAAGCUGCCAUUUUUUAAAAUUCCUCUGGCACGAGCACAUCCUGUCAGCCCAAUCACAGCAUAUCGUCCUCUUCCCCCCGAAGAAACGUGCGUCAUUCCAAACCGACUUCCCCUACUCCCUGUCUUUUAGACUGGAUCCAUGGCUUUUUUCAGUUGUCCUUUGGAUCGUUUGGAUUAACAGCACUAAACUUUAGCCUUAACUGCUGAUCAGUCCCACUCCAUUUGUACUCUGAAGAAACUCAUCUUGAGAAUUGCACAUUUUCUCAUUUCUGAGCCAGGACUGUCAUGGUUUCGAUCUCAGCCGCAGCGUACGCGCAUUCGUCCUUCCUGUUUCCUUCGGUUGCCACCUGUCCUCGUAACUCUCGAAAGGACGGACAGGUAUCUGACCCCUCUGCACAUUUGAAGCAUUUAUUCUUAAGCUGAGAGGACACGUGGACAGCUGAGGAAUAUAUUAACCACUGCUCACGAAAAACUGUACAGGAAACACUUUUUCAGAUGGACUACUUUUUCUAAACGACCUUGGUCUCUCUUUCAAAAAAAAAAAAAAAAACAUAAGCCCUCAUUGUUGUUCGUCUGAAGUGCAAUAUAUGCCACAGAUUCUUCUGUCCAUCUUUACGCAGUGCUUUUUUGCUGGUGAAACGGCAGGAGCUCGCCGGGGGGGAUCAAAGACUCGUCUCCUGCCGUGUCCACCAAGCGUGGGACUGAACAGAAGAGGACUCUCUCAGUGUGUAAGCCCAUGGUGAUGAAACAUUCACAAGCACUUCCUCUACACACUCAAGGACAAGUGUGACUACAGGGGCAACAGGGGCUUCAAACCAAAUAAGAGGUGUUUCUUGUAACCCAGUAGACAAAGUGCAUUUUUUUCGUUGUUGUUGUAUUUGGUACAAAAGUAUGGAACAAAGAAGGCGUGGUUUCUUCAUAGCACUUAGCAAGAGCGUCAAGCUCCGACUUCAAUGCCAACAAAUUACACAUGGACAUGUGAAACUGACAAAAAGCAACGAUGAAAAGCAAUCUACCGAACUUCUCCUCCAUACUCUAAACGGAUUUUGCCGUUUCUUUUCUUCUUCGUCUUCGUCUUUCCACAGUCUUUCGACUUUGAAGUCAGACAUUUUGAAAAUAGUAGCAAAUUGAAGAGAUGUCUGAUAUGAAAAAAAACACCACAACAAGACUGAAGCUUUCCCGUGUUUUUUUUUUUGUUUGUUUUUUCUUUAAGAUGAUAUAUAUCAAAGUAAAUAUCACUGUUACAGUACUCCAAAAUCAUUAGCCUUUUGUCUGGAGAUGCUAGACGUGUUGUAAUGUUUCUAAUGGAUUCUGCGGGGCCCCUUGCCCUGGCGGCCCCGCCUACCUGUAUGAUAAGUGUGGCCAUUGAGUGCCUAUCUGCUGUGGCACCUCAGGUGCCCACACUCUGACUUUUGACCCGCUGUGCCAGGCCGGCGCACCAGAUGCCAGAAUGGACCCGCCUGGGGCCGGAGCAGUGGCUCCUUCAGACCUGGCCAAUCAGUACGUACUACUACUGCGCCAGCACUCGACCUCGUCUCAACUUCACUCUUUCUCCCUCUCAUGCAAAGAUCACUUUAGCUGGAAGUGGACAGGUUCGUUUUAUGUACUUUUUACGAUCGAUUGGGUUUUUCCCUUCUGGAAUUGCCAGUGUUGUUUUUUUUGGUCAACAUUGCUGUUGUUAUUGUUGUUGCUGUUGUUGAUGUUAUAUCGCUAUUUUGCGCUUUUUCGGUUUAUGUGUGUGGUCUCUAUGGUAGCUGCUCUCACCAGCCCCUCUUGCUGCGCAUAUGCAGAAACACUUUGAUUAAGAGGCACACCUCAGCGUAAACGGCGGCGCCGAUUGAUCCAGAAUCACUCGUAGUGACGGAAAUGGGUUGUUUUGAGGACGGAGUGCACGUAGUGGCGAAACGAAGAGUAGGUCGAUGGUGCUCAGUUUGUGUUCUGCCUCUCCUCUGCACGUUCCUCCGCUCCAGUGUCGCAGUCCCGCCAGGCCACACACUCGCACUGGUGCUUACGACAAAGGGCAGGCAGAGUACACUACUUUACCUGGUCGCCUCUUCUCACAGUAAUAAAAGCAAAUGAUAACGGAGACUCGGCUCUCCACUUCUAUGCAAAGACCGACCGAGAGGUGCAGUUCACGGCCUUCAAUCUGUAGUUCUCUCCAAGCCCACUCUUCAGCUCACCAGGUGAUUGUGAGAAGGCAGCUUCCUUACGGUGUGGCCUAAAGUAAGAAACCGGCCCGAUGACCAGGCCCUCACUGUUUACUCUCUGAAUGAUCUCUUACAUUAUGUACAUGCAGUCUCAGGGCAGCCUCAGAGAACCCCAAACUGUUUUAUCGUUACGAGGAGGGCGCUAUUGCAUUAUCCGAUGUGGCUUUAAAGAGGCUAAAUGGGUGGGUGAGUGGACUCUGAGAAGGAUUCGUAGGAAGUCCCACUGUUUUUUUGUUUUGUUUUUCUAGAUCCUAAUGUACCUAUUCUCGAUCGUAGACCUAACCUAGACAUGAAUCUAUCAGAGUGGAACUACUUCUUUCUUGAAAUUUGUUUUGAUGUUUGGUUUUAUAAAGAGCACAUGGAGUGGAGAGGUAGAAUGCAGGUUGGCACCAAGACAGACGGGUAGCACCUUGUCCCGGGUAUCAAAUAUAUACUUCUGGGAGGACUGCUGACAAUUAAACGGGGAAUCCAGAAUGUUUAGGUGCACUGUAGAUGGUUCACAUUUGGGUACAUCUUUUCUUUUUCUUUUUUUUAAACCAAAAAAGGUUUUUGUCUGAUUAAUAUUGUUGAAAAAGGAAACUUUAAUUCUGUACACUCUUGACUGAAGUGCUUCUCUCUGCAAGCCUUUGACGCCCUGAAGUGGCGGACAGAUGACUCUGGGGUUGCUGUAUUGAUGGUAUUAAAUUCUGUCCUGACCCGAUAGUAGGGAAACGGUGCAGAUUAUUAUUAUAAUUUUUUUCAGGUCCAGGUCCAUGUGGACUUAUUGUAUCAGGAGGCCUGGGGCACAUGACAGUUGAUACCAAGUCUUAAAAGGGGAAAAAUCCCUUUCUGGAAGAUUUUUUUUUUCCACACUCGAGUCACACUAGCAACAAUCACUAUUGCCUGUUUUUGAAGAGAUAUAUAUAUAUAUAUAUAUUUUUAACUGCCUUUCUCUAAGAUGUACUCGAGACCACGAAAAACAAACGUCCUAAACGUGUUUAAAAUCCAGAGGAUUGCCUGGCAGACUAGCGAGCUAGCCAACAAGUGCCCACUGUGUCCUCCACUGUGGGCAUAUACUGGGUCUUAUUGAUAGGACUAAUGUACCCCAGCUCCACGGCUCAGAUGCAACUUUGUUUCGAUAAAAAGGCUGCUUCGAUCGUACAAAAUAACAGGGCCUGGGUGGAGAUGAGCUCUAAGAAACACAAAUCCUCUUUCUUAGGGUCCUGGCUAGAAUAUGCACAUGCUGGUUGAUAUACAUGUACAUCUGAAAUCCUGUGCAUGUAUAUAACUGGUUAUCUUUUGUGUUUAUUUACCUUUACUUUGGUUUUCAGGCCCGAGUAACCCCGUUCCCUUCUCUCCAUGAAUUUACCUAGAUGAUAAAAAGCAUAAACAUAUCAAAAUUAUACAAAUUAAAAAACACAAAUACUUGAAUAAUAAGAAGCGCCAAUAAUGUAAUGUGAAAUUUUUUUUGUAAUUUUGUCAUUCAUACACUUCCAAGCUUUUUGAUAACAUCAGUUCAAACUGGAAAAAAAAAA
Sinocyclocheilus rhinocerous is the source of this 10287-nucleotide messenger RNA. Its product is annotated as trinucleotide repeat-containing gene 6C protein-like. Gene Ontology annotation, biological process: miRNA-mediated post-transcriptional gene silencing; positive regulation of nuclear-transcribed mRNA poly(A) tail shortening. The record is from RefSeq and is a predicted model, not a curated record. Gene Ontology annotation, molecular function: RNA binding; protein binding. Lineage: Eukaryota; Metazoa; Chordata; Actinopteri; Cypriniformes; Cyprinidae. The transcript has 23 exons. The coding region runs from base 690 to 6224 and encodes 1844 amino acids. Gene Ontology annotation, cellular component: P-body; nucleoplasm.